AUAUAUUUUUAUUUCUUUAUUUUUGUGUUUUAAUAAAGCCUUUUGAUAGUUAUAAGCAAAUAAAAUAUGAAAACAUGUAAAUCUUUCAAAUAAACAGAAAUAUUAUUAUUUAAAGUCUAAAUAUAUCUAAGAGACAAAAAAGUGUAGCAUCCGUAAUCUGUAGAAAAAACUAAAUUACAUGUUAACUGAGAAAUAUUUUUAAUUUUUAUUGUUCUAGAUUUAACAAAUACCCCGCCCUCAAGAAAAUAGCAUAUUUAAAUAUUCUGUGUUUUUUCCUUUUCAGAGUCCUGAGCUGAUCUAGGUUGUGUAGCAUCCGUAAUAGACAAUGUAGCAUCCGUAAUGUCCUUUAUUCCCAGUUAAAGAGAAAUAAACACAACCCUUCAGUAUUAUGAAACAUGUCAUAUUGCAACAUUGAUUGAUACAGACUAGAAUUACUUGAUAUCCUUAGGAACAGAAGGGGUAUUUAAUUAUGAGAGUUGACAAAGAACCAAAACCAUAUUUUUCUUUUUUAAACUUCUCAUAUCAAACUAUGGAAAGGAUGAACAUUUUUAUUUCAGGAAUCAUUCAUUCAAUUAAAAUUAAACUGGCACAAUAAAAAAAUUGGACACUAUUUCUUUAAUAACAUCAAACACACUAUAUUACGGAUGCUACAUAUUUUGUUUAUAUUACAUAAUGUAAAAGAACAAAGUCUGACUUCAGAAGUGAACUUAUGAAACCAAUAGAUCAAGACUAAGAGCAACAUAGGACAAAAUGGGACUUUCAGCAGAGAAAAACAGAGAAAAUGUGAGAAAAUAUCGAGAGAAAUUAAAACAAGACAAAUCUAAAUAUGAAAAGGUAAAAGAAGUUGAUCGUAAAAGAAAUCAAAAAGCAAGAAAAGAGCUGAAAAAAAGAUGUAUGAAAAAUCAGCCUUUACACGAAGCAAUGAAGGAGAAACAAAGAGAACGAAUGCGUGCUUAUAGAAAAAAAAGAAGAAAAAUGUGGAAAGAGAUUCAGAAAAAGACAAAAGGAUUUCUGCAGGUAAAAAGAUAAUGGCAGAGAAGAAAAGAAAAGAACAAAAAGCUAAAAACAGAAAGCAGAGACUGCAAGACAGACUGAAAAAAAGGCGGAAGUAUCUAGGGUACAAUGUUGGAGGAUGCGUAUAAAAUUAGAGCAAAAAAACCAAGAAAACCCAUUUGGAACUGAAAAAAAUGAGAGAAGGUUCAAGAAAAAAGCAAGAGAAAGUCUACCAAAAACUCCAAUAAAAAGAGCAAGGAUAGUGGACUAUCUAGCAUCAUCGCCUACAUGUUCUAAAUAUCUGAGAAAUAGAACAAGCAAAUAAGAUGAUAUAAGCAAGAAUAUAUUAGAGUCAAUGGGAAGCACAUUGAAAGAAACUCAGGGUAGGGGAGCUCCCACAAGAAAUACCAUAAAACAUGCUCACCAGAUCAUCAAGCAUGUUGCCCUUAAGGCCAUUACAAAGAAAUAUGGUCUGAAGAAAAGACUGGGCCAAUACCUUGGAAUAAAAACCUUGAAAUCAACAGACAGGAAGACAGAAUGGUGGAAAGUAGAAAGAACCAAGAAAAAGAAACAACAAAUAGCUGAUAUUGUCAAAAAUGACAUUCGCAGAUUCUACCUAACACCAGAAAUAAGUAAGCAACUUCCAUCGAAGAAAGAUGUGAUAAAGUCUAAGGAUGGCACUCUACUUCAUAAGCAAACAAUGAACUUUACAAUUAAAGAGGCAUACGAGAAGUAUAUCUCAGAGUCUGAGUAUGAUGUUAGUUUUACUACCUUUUAUCGUCUGAAACCUGUUCAAGUUAAAAAAUUAUCAGAAACCUCAAGAAAGUCCUGCGGCUGCAAAGCAUGCUUCAAUGUUGCCUUAAAAGCAGAAGCAAUCCAAAAGUUGGUAGCCUCAUCAAAUGAUGUCCAGGUCAAAGAACAAAAGAAACAGCUCACCAAAUCAAAAUCAGAACUUGCUAACUUAGUCCUGUGCCAGUACCAAAACUUACCAGAUCCAAAAUGCCUUGAAAAAAGUUGUACCAGUUGUGGGGUUCAAAAUCUUAAGAAUCACUAUAAAGACCUCCUAAAGCAUGGCGAUGAGGAAGUAACAUGGAGAUGCUGGGAGUACAUAAAGAUUAAGGAUAAGAAAGGUGGGGAAAAGAGAAUCGUUUCAUGCCAGAAAAAAACAACAAGUAUUGGAAAUUUUUUGAUGAACUCUCUAAAGACCUUGAGACCCUGCCCCAACACCUGUUUAGAGCAUCAUGGCAAUACAAACAGCAGGCUCAAUGCCUAGAAUCCUUACAAGAGAAAGAACUCAUGCAAAUCAUGGACUUUUCUGAGAACUAUAAUUGCUUAUACCAAGAUGCCAUACAAAUUGCAUAUUUUGAACCAGUACAGGUAACAAUACAUCCCAUAGUUAACUACUAUCACAAGGAUGGACAUCUUGUGAAGCAUGCUCUUGUAGGAAUAUCUGAUGAUAUGAUUCAUGAUUCGUUUGCUGUUAAGCAGUUUGAAG
This is a messenger RNA of Owenia fusiformis, 2488 nucleotides long. Lineage: Eukaryota; Metazoa; Annelida; Polychaeta; Sabellida; Oweniidae. The record is from the annotation of a GenBank genome assembly.